This is a messenger RNA of Parastagonospora nodorum SN15, 2781 nucleotides long. RefSeq lists its product as hypothetical. Bases 1 to 2781 code for a protein of 926 amino acids. The record is from RefSeq and is a predicted model, not a curated record. NCBI's taxonomy places the organism in Eukaryota, Fungi, Ascomycota, Dothideomycetes, Pleosporales, Phaeosphaeriaceae. The transcript has 3 exons. Gene Ontology annotation, molecular function: phosphatidylinositol kinase activity. Gene Ontology annotation, biological process: phosphatidylinositol metabolic process.
AUGCCCCCGUAUGCGGCCGACUCCACCGACCGCCCGAACCACGCCUCGCACCCCAACUUCAGUCUUCCCACGCGCACCUCAUCUGACAAGCCGCCCGCCGGGUGGGAGAAUGGAGUGAGGCUCUCGAACGGGAACACGGCCAAGAUGAACGGCAACGGCCCCAAUGGGUCGCCAAUGCAGUCGGUCCCCAACGGCCGCCCUGCCCAGCGGACGAGCAUAGAUAAGCGGUUAUCGCAAGACGAGACACCAUCGCGGAGGAGCCGGGAGUCGCAGAGCCUCUACAACUCGGGCGACAUGCCGAACAGAGACGACGGCUACUUUGCGUCGAUACACAGCAGCGAAACCAAGGACCGCUCCGGUACCACGCACGUCAAGCUGGGCCAAUUGGACUCGUUCGACGGCACCAGGGAAGCCAGCAAGGACUUUGUGCCCCACGUCGGCACGGUGUCGAGCCCAGGGAGCGCGCAGCAGCCUCAGUCUGGCGAUGCGCCUGCCAACCUGCAGGUGCCCGCCUCGGCGCAUCGCGUCUCCUCGCCGCCGGCCUUCAACCACAACGCCCCAGCGCCAUCGCAACAUCCCUACCGUCUGCAGCAGCGCCACACCCUCGAGGUCCCCAAGCUCGCCACUUCACGCGCUCGCGACGCGCAAAGCAACACCGACGACGUCGUCUCGGCGAGCGGUCGCUUCUCCCCCACGUCUGGAGGGCGUCGGCGAGGGUCCAUGUCCCUUGUGCGUAGGACCACACGAUCAGUCAACUCAGAGAUGCACCCGGACGAGGUGCCUCAGGACGACGAUGCAGCGCGAUGGGCCGAACACAUUCGACAGAAGCGCGCAAGCAAGAGAAAAAGAAAGGAGGACGAGGACGACGACCGCGUUGUCGUUGGAACCAAAGUCGACCAGCACCAUGUCAACUGGGUCACCGCCUACAACAUGCUUACCGGCAUCCGCUUCACCGUGUCGCGGACAAACGCCAAGAUGGACCGCGACCUGACCGAUGCCGAUUUCGACGCGAAGCAUAAGUUCUCGUUUGACAUGUACGUGCCAUCAGGAUUUCCUCAUCUCGUCAAGCAUUUGUUGGAGUUCAGUUUUGUUGAGUCUGGGUGGCCUUACGAUUUCAAGUUCAAGGACUACGCUCCAUGGGUCUUCCGCCAUCUCCGCUCUACCUUCAAGCUGGAUCCUGCCGACUACCUCGUAUCGCUAACAAGCAAAUACAUUCUCUCUGAGCUGGGCUCGCCCGGCAAGAGUGGCAGCUUUUUCUAUUUCUCCCGUGAUUACAAAUACAUCAUCAAAACCAUUCACCACGCCGAGCACAAGUUCCUGCGGAAGAUUCUCAAGGACUACUACAACCAUGUCCAGGAGAACCCGAACACUCUCCUCUCCCAGUUUUACGGUUUACAUCGCGUAAAGAUACCAUACGGACGGAAGAUCCAUUUCGUCGUCAUGAACAACUUAUUCCCACCCCAUCGAGAUAUCCACCGCACAUUUGAUCUAAAGGGCUCCACCAUUGGCCGAGACUUCAAGGAGGAAGAAUUAGAAGCGAACCCCCGCGCGACACUCAAGGAUCUAAACUGGCUGCGACGAGACCUGCAUUUAGAAUUCGGUCCAACAAAGAAGAGGAUGUUUAUCGAGCAGAUGCAGAAGGAUGUGAAACUACUACAACGCCUGCACAUCAUGGACUACUCGCUCUUGGUCGGCAUCCACGACUUGGAAAGGGGUAACGAGGAAAACUUGCGAGACAAGACUCUCAAAGUCUUCCAGCCCGGUGGUGAGGCUGCAGAAGAUCCACAGCCUAACAUGCUUGUGCGGACGCCAUCGAAGCUGGAGGCCUCGCGUAAAGCGAGGGAACUGCGACAAAUGGUCAAGACACAGAAGCCAGUGCCCAUGGAACAGACUUCUAGCAAGAUGCCCGACGAGUUGCAAGAUCCCAAGCGGAACUUCUACUUUUACUCUGAUGACGGUGGCUUCCGGGCCACGCAUGAGGACGACGCGCCGGGUGAGGAGAUCUACUAUCUCGGUAUCAUUGACUGUCUCACACACUACUCCGUUAUCAAGCGUAUGGAGCAUUUCAUCAAAGGCCUUGCGAACACGGAAUCACAAAUAUCUGCCAUACCCCCUGAACGAUACGGCGACCGCUUUGUGAGAUUUAUCAGUGGUGUUACCAAAACGAAAGAAGCUGCCGAACGAGAGAAACAGCACGAAGCCGCCCGUGCCGAGAACGAACCUAUCAUUGCCGGUAUCAACUCCGAUGCGUCACAGCAGCACACGACCGAUCGCGUCAUCGAAAAGGCGGAAUGGCAGGCUGGGCGUUCGAGACAGCGCGGCCGGAGCGAAGAAGACGUUCCAAAUCGUGACAUGAGGGCAGUACGUAGUCCGUCUGCUGAGCGAGGAGAGAUAGGCACCACCCUUCCGGUGGUCGAAGAAGCCGGCGAGUCCUCUAGUGUAGGUGGACGGAGCAAUCGAAGUGCUUCUGAUGGAGACAACACUCUUUCUCCACCAGCGCCACCGCUCAAGAACACACUCCUCGGCCUUCCUGUUCGCUCACGGUCGCGACCGAGAGACGAAAACCCUGGGCGACCACCGCCAACUCCACCGAAGGACUCUGGUACAGGUACAGCGCUUAGCGGAGGACGGCCACCUACCCCACCAAAGGACGAGCCCUUCUCGCAUCGCCACUCAGGUCCUCCCACGCCACCCAAGGAGAAGAGGAGCAGGAGUCCAGAGAGAAACAAGGAGCUACCGCGUACACCUUUGGAUGUGGAUACGACUAUUCGCGUAGGCUGA